GGGCUGGCCUGUCCUCACCACCCCAUCCGGCCGCCUGCCCGUCCUCCCCAGGGCGGGAAAGGGGGUGGGCCAGCUCCCCCAAAGCCCCAGGAGAACAGGCUGUUGUCGGGGGUGGCCUGGGUCUGGAGAUGGGGGGUGGUGGUGGCCACAGCAGAGGCUCCAGGAGGUGACCGCCUGGUUUCCAUUAGGGAGUCCUGGUCAGCAGCUUGGGCGAGACGGCAGAGUCAGGGCUGGCCAUGUGGCCGAGCCUGCUGCUGCUCCUGCUGUUGCCGGGCCCCCUACCCGUUGCCGGCAUGGAGGACGAUGCGUUCCCCCACCUGGGGGAGAGCUCGCAGCCCCCGCCCCGGGCCUGUCCCCCUCGCUGCUCCUGCCCCCGAGUCGACACUGUGGACUGUGAUGGCUUGGACCUUCGAGUGUUCCCGGACAACAUCACCAGAGCCGCUCAGCACCUCUCCCUGCAGAACAACCAGCUCCAGGAACUCCCCUACAAUGAGCUGUCCCGCCUCAGUGGCCUGCGAACCCUCAACCUCCACAACAACCUCAUCUCCUCCGAAGGCCUGCCUGACGAGGCCUUCGAGUCCCUCACCCAGCUGCAGCACAUCUACGUGGCUCACAACAAGCUCUCAGUGGCCCCUCAGUUUCUGCCCCGGUCCCUCCGAGUCGCAGAUCUGGCUGCCAACCAAGUGAUGGAGAUCUUCCCCCUCACCUUUGGGGAGAAGCCGGCACUCAGGUCCGUGUACCUCCACAACAACCAGCUGAGCAACGCUGGCCUGCCCCCCGACGCCUUCCGCGGCUCCGAGGCCAUCGCCACCCUCAGCCUCUCCAACAACCGGCUCAGCUACCUGCCGCCCAGCCUGCCGCCCUCACUCGAGCGGCUCCACCUGCAGAACAAUCUCAUCUCCAAGGUGCCCCGAGGAGCCCUGAGCCGCCAGACUCAACUCCGCGAGCUCUACCUCCAGCACAACCAGCUGACGGACAGCGGCCUGGAUGCCACCACCUUCAGCAAGCUGCAUAGCCUUGAAUACCUGGAUCUCUCCCACAACCAGCUGACCACAGUGCCCGCCGGCCUGCCCAGGACCCUGGCUAUCCUGCACCUGGGCCGCAACCGCAUCCGGCAGGUGGAGGCGGCUCGGCUGCAUGGGGCGCGUGGUCUGCGCUAUUUGUUGCUGCAGCACAACCAGCUGGGGAGCUCAGGGCUGCCCGCCGGGGCUCUGCGGCCGCUGCGGGGCCUGCACACGCUGCACCUCUAUGGCAAUGGGCUGGACCGCGUGCCUCCGGCCCUGCCCCGCCGCCUGCGCGCCCUGGUGCUGCCCCACAACCACGUGGCCGCGCUGGGUGCCCGCGACCUGGCCGCCACACCGGGCCUGACGGAGCUUAACCUAGCCUAUAACCGCCUGGCCAGCGCCCGCGUGCACCACCGGGCCUUCCGCCGGUUGCGCGCCCUGCGCAGCCUCGACCUGGCGGGGAAUCAGCUAACCCGGCUGCCCAUGGGCCUGCCCACCGGCCUGCGCACCCUGCAGCUGCAACGCAACCAGCUGCGGAUGCUCGAGCCCGAGCCUCUAGCCGGCCUGGAUCAACUGCGGGAGCUCAGCCUGGCGCACAACCGGCUCCGGGUCGGCGACAUCGGGCCAGGCACCUGGCAUGAGCUCCAGGCCCUUCAGAUGCUGGACCUCAGCCACAACGAGCUGUCCUUUGUGCCCCCGGACCUGCCUGAGGCCCUAGAAGAGCUGCACCUCGAGGGCAACCGCAUCGGCCACGUGGGCCCCGAGGCCUUCUUCAGCACACCCCGCCUGCGUGCCCUCUUCCUUAGGGCCAACAGGCUUCACAUGAUGAGCAUCGCGGCCGAGGCCUUCCUGGGGCUCCCGAACCUGCGUGUGGUGGACACGGCAGGGAAUCCAGAGCAGGUCCUGAUCCGGCUGCCUCCCACCACCCUACGUGGGCCACGGGCAGGGGGCCUGUGAUCCUGGAGAGGCCCAGCAGAGCAGCCCAGACUCCUGGGGCUCUGCUGGGCCGUGGACUGAGGAGACAACGCCCACCGGGGGCCCUCGGUCUGGCCCUCCUGGGCCUCCAGGGCUGGGCCUGCUCUGCCUGGCACUGGCCGAGGCACCGAGGCACACAGCUGGCAUACUCCAGGCUCACAGACCACGCUGGCCUGGCAGGACACACCCUACCCCAAAUUCCCAACACAGAUGGAGGCAGCAACAAUAAAGCCAAACCCUACCAGCGCUCAGCACAGACCAGGCACCCUUCGGGGGCUCUGUCCACGGACUCUUCCCCACAACCAGUCCAGCUGGGGAAACUGAGGCUCUGGGAUGCUAAGUGGGUCAGGACUGAAUUUUGAGGUCUUGAGGCACACACUGGGGUCACCAAACAGCACCCUGUGCGACCCAGCCACGUGUGAUUGCAGGGAUGCCCAAGGCCACCCACUGAAAAAACACUGGGUGACAGAUAUAGGGAUCCUCACAUGUAUCCCCCCAACAGCAAGCAUGGGAAUAAAGUGCAUCCUUCAAGCUG
Messenger RNA from Symphalangus syndactylus (siamang), 2514 nucleotides. It is a transcript of the gene PODNL1, whose product is annotated as podocan like 1. NCBI's taxonomy places the organism in Eukaryota, Metazoa, Chordata, Mammalia, Primates, Hylobatidae. Gene Ontology annotation, molecular function: protein binding. The record is from RefSeq and is a predicted model, not a curated record.